Saitoella complicata NRRL Y-17804 is the source of this 934-nucleotide messenger RNA. RefSeq names its product cytochrome c and c1 heme-lyase. NCBI's taxonomy places the organism in Eukaryota, Fungi, Ascomycota, Saitoellomycetes, Saitoellales, Saitoellaceae. The record is from RefSeq and is a predicted model, not a curated record. The transcript is spliced from 2 exons. Gene Ontology annotation, molecular function: holocytochrome-c synthase activity. Gene Ontology annotation, biological process: cytochrome c-heme linkage. Gene Ontology annotation, cellular component: mitochondrion. The coding region runs from base 1 to 792 and encodes 263 amino acids.
AUGGCUGAUCAAGCACCAACAACGGCGAACCAGUGUCCAGUGCCGCACGUCAAAAGAGGUGAAUGGCUCGCCGCUGCAAAAGGCGCACCGGAGCAAACCGUACCGACAACGCAAGCACCAAGUGCUGAGGGAGGAAAGUGUCCGGUACCGCACGAUGCUCGAGAAACAUGGCUAGGCGCCGGCAACGAGCGCAGCUCAUCACCACAGAUAUCUCCACUGAACAACAUGCCUGUCGAACCUCAACAAAAGCCGCGUCCUGGACAAUCAGCAUCACUCCCUACCGAACGUGAGAUUUCGACAAUCCCGCGGCUUGAGUCCGAGAGCGACGGAUACCGCGGAGCAGACAAGGGCUCAUCCAACUGGGUCUAUCCUUCAGAGCAGAUGUUUUUCGAUGCUAUGCGACGAAAGAGUUGGAAUCCAGACGCAGAGGAUAUGAAAGUUAUUGUUCCUAUUCACAACGCUGUCAAUGAGAGGGCAUGGCAAGAGAUUAUGAAAUGGGAAAAGCCCUAUGAUUCGAAAUCUUGUGGAGGUCCGAAACUCGCCAAGUUCGAGGGCGAUGCCUCGAAGAUAACUCCGAAGGCACGGCUGUUGAACCUGCUGGGUUACAACCUUCCUUUUGAUCGACAUGAUUGGACGGUGGAUCGUUGCGGUCAAAAAGUGGAAUAUGUCAUCGAUUUCUAUAAAGGAGCAGGAGAAAACUCCCUAUCAUUUUAUCUAGAUGUGCGACCCAAAUUCACAGCAGAGGGCGCGAAAAUGAGGAUAGGCCGGUUCUUUAGGGAUAUCUUUGCGUAACGCCUGAAGCCAGUUUCGUACAAUCUUCGUUGCUCACUGUUUGCUUCAAAUACGAUGAUUUGCGAUAUUCUCACAUCGCAAAGCCGCCUCGCUAGAAAGUCCCAUUUGUCCCAUGUAUUCAGCGAAUACAAGAACGAUAUCC